CUUCACACGAUGUCGCUGCACUGCUGAUAUUCACUUUAAGGAGGGAUGCAAGAACAGCCAUGCUUUGCUUUCAUAAUGCUAUUGGACGGAGGCAGAGAGAGGUGCACUGAAGCUCAGCUGAAUCUGAUGAGCGGGCGGGAUCCACAGCACGGCGCUAUGGCGAUGCUCUGCUGGAUGUUUUCAAGAAUCCAAAUACCCGCUAACCUCGAUUCGUUUUGGAACACACUGUUUUAUUUUUAGUGAAAGACAGUGAAAGCAUUGCCAUGCGCUCUGCAAUGGAUCCGUGGAGGAGAAGGCAGCUCGGUUUUGUCGUCCUCUCCGCGAUAUGGAGUCUCGCCUCGGCUGUAACAAGAUACUCCAUCCCUGAAGAAAUUCCAGUGGGCACCGUGAUAGCUAAUAUCGCCACGGAUUUGGGCCUUGACGCGCACAGCCUGUUGGAACGAAAGGUAAAGCUGGAUUAUAUCCAUAGCAAGAAAUACCUAGAAAUAAACAAAGACACUGGGGAACUGUACAUCGCUGAGAAAAUUGACCGGGAGUAUUUAUGCCCGGCCAAAACAUCAUCGUUUUGCUUCCUCAAGAUGGACGUGAUAAUUGAGAGUCCGAUUCGCAUAUUUAAUAUCGAAUUAGAGAUUAUGGACAUCAAUGACAACGCGCCUCAAUUCAGAAGGGAGAGAAUACCGCUCGAUAUUUCAGAAUCAGCAACACCCGGAGAGAGAUUUUCUUUAACAAACGCGGUGGAUGCAGAUGUUGGAGAGAACUCAAUCGAGACCUAUUAUCUGAGUGACAGCGACACGUUUACGAUUGAAAUCCAGUCUGGAAGUGACGGGACUAAGUACGUGGACCUAGUGCUAAAAGCGAGUUUAGACCGAGAAAAACAAGCCGUUCAUACACUAACCCUCACCGCCGUGGACGGAGGCUUGCCUGCGCGCUCAGGCACGGCCAGCAUCAUCGUUCAAGUGCUGGAUACCAACGACAACGCCCCUCAAUUUGAUCGACAAGUGUACUCGGUUGACCUCAUUGAAAAUGCACCAAUCGGGACACUGAUUAUGCAGCUGAACGCAACCGAUUUGGAUGAGGGUGUCAAUGCGGAGGUCACAUACUCCUUCACUUUAUACACAUCUGAGAAAACACAAGAAAAGUUCUCUUUGGAUCCCAACAGCGGAGAAAUAAGAGUAAAAGACAUGAUUGAUUUUGAAGAAGUGAAGAGCUUUGAGAUGUACGUUGAAGCCAAGGACAAGGCUGUGAAUCCGCUUUCUGGUCAGUGUAAAAUUUUAGUAUUCAUCACCGAUCUAAACGACAACCAUCCUGAGAUUACGAUAAAAUCUUUUCAGAGUUCGAUUAAAGAAAAUGACCCUAUCGGAACAGUGAUUGCCGUCAUCAGCGUGAGCGAUAGGGACUCUGGAGAUAACGGUAAGGUUGUCCUCUCCAUCCACAAUGCUGAGAUGUUACCGUUUGCUCUCAGAAAGUCAUCUGAAGACUUUUUUGAGUUAACAGUCACCGAAUCGCUUGACCGCGAGGUCAAAAGCAGUUAUGAUAUCACACUCUAUGUAACUGACAGAGGAACCCCUCCUUUGACUGAUAACGAAACAAUCAGUCUUACAAUUCUAGACGUCAACGAUAAUGCCCCAACGUUCCCUCAAUCCCUCUAUACCAUUCAUCUAAUGGAAAACAACGAGCCUGGGGCAUUGCUCGCCUCCUUAACCGCCCGUGACCCAGACUUGCAUGAAAAUCAGUAUCUUGUUUACUUCAUCGUAGAAAAAGAAAUCGCCAACACGUCAAUGUCCAUGCUGUUUUCCAUCAAUCCCGAGAACGGCAACCUCUAUGCGUUACGCACGUUUGACUAUGAAAGAGAGAAGGAGUUUCUCUUUCACAUCGAAGCUAGAGAUUCAGGACUCCCUCCUCUCAGCAGUAACGUGACUGUACACAUUAUCAUCCUAGACCAAAAUGACAACACACCGCUCAUAGUUUCUCCAUGGCGUCCACAAGGUGCUGUUAUAGAGGAAAUAAUCCCGAGGUCGAGCGAUAAAGGAUCUUUAGUCACCAAGGUCAUUGCGUUGGAUGCCGACUCCAUGCAGAACUCUCGUAUAACUUAUCAGUUCCUCCAGAUCACCGACACCACGCUAUUCAGCCUCGACCAGUACAACGGCGAGAUACGAACCACACGCAUGUUCAGUUACAGAGACCCCAGACAGCAGCGCCUGGUCAUCAUAGCCAGAGACAACGGAGAUCCUCCUCGCUCCGCCACGGUGACCAUCAAGAUCUCCACGGUGGAGCAAGUGGUCACGAGGUUUACCGAAACCACAGAGGUGCCUAUCGAAUACGACCUGUUCACUGAUCUCAACCUGUAUUUGCUGAUCGGUUUGGGCUCGGUGUUGUUUCUUCUGCUCAUAACUGUCCUGGUGAUCAUCGUGCUGAAAUGUCAAGAACCGAAACCGUCACAAGCAGCUCAUCAGGGUAGGAACAGCAUCGUCAGCCAGAGGAACUCCUCCACCAUCGCUGACUCUACUCUCAUCUCAAGUGAUGCCUAUUGGUACAGUCUGUUUUUGGCAGAGACUAGAAAAGGGAAGGUGGUAGUGCGGCAGCCCCUUCCUAACGGAGCAGGGUUUAUUGUGUCAAGCAUCCCAGGAAGUGCUGCACUGACUGAGACCAGUGCUUCAAGGUCUUCUACUUUACAGGAGUCAAGCAGUGAUUUACCGUGAUCUGGACAUGCUGACUGAUGGAUUACAACCUUCCACACCAGGCUCACUGUCCAUGAGAGACAGAUUGAUCUUCUGUUUUACUGUUCAUCAGGGUUUCAAUCGAUUCAAGACUGUGAAGGAUCAAGGUUUUCAAACACCUCUGUGUGUACCUUCAAGAGAGCAUUUUUUAAUAUCCUUUCAUAUUUUGUAUUUAUGUAGUUCGUCACCUCAUUUAUAUUUAUUUAUUUAUAUUACUUCUUAUUUUCCGUGCUCUUGCAAAGCUUGUGUCAGACUAGACAUAAAGACACAACUCAGAUUAUUCAGUUACUUCUGUUAUUUUGACCAUCACUUCUUCUCCUACUUCCUGAUCUUCAUGUUGCCUUUUUGGCUAAUAGAAGAAUUCACUUUAAUCUGACUUUCAAGACCUACAUUGUGUCAGAGAGAGAGACAUUCAGUGCGGCUUUGUGGCGAAUAAGGCUGGGUCUAACAACUGUAUAUCAGCCACUUGUAACCACAUAAAGCAUGACUUUGCAUGGCUAAGACAAACAAGAUGGACUUUUUUUUUUAUCUAAAAGACUUCCUAACAGACUCUACCACAGAGGAAAGAGAGAAGUGACACUAGACGCCUACAAAAACUGGACCUGUCUGGUUCUAGUCAGAUAUGAACUGCAAAACAGCUGGUAAAGAGGUAAAAAGAGGGUCAAGACUGUUAAAGCGUUCUGGUAUUAAUGAUGCUCUAUUUUUACACGUUAAAACACGCUGAUGAGAAAGCUGUGAUCAGAUGAGCACAAUCUAACGAACCAGGCAUCGUCUAUACCUCAAAACACUUGGUUUGCCAGCUAUGUGGUGCACAUGUAUACAGAAACUAAUGUUUAUUUUUAUCCUGUCUACCAAAUACCAUAAACGGCCUAAAACUGAUUUUCUCUGGCAAGAGCAUUUAAGAAAAAAAUGAAAGUAAUUACAUCGGUAACACUUUACAAUGUACACUUUUACACUUUACAAAGUUUUCAUUUGUUAACAUUAGUUAACUACGUUAUUUAACAUGAACUAACAAUAAAAUGCUUUUAAUUUAAUAAUUAUUUCUUAAUAUUACUAUAAAAUACUAAUAUUACAGACAUGCGCUAACAUGAGCUAUCAAUAAACACUGUAAAAAGUUUUUAGCAACUGCUUUAAAAUUUUAAGUUAAAUCAUCUUAAAAGUACAAGUUAUUUCACUUUGUUGUAGUGAGUUGAAAUGACUUGUAGUCUGAGUUGAUUUAACUUAAAAUUUUAAGGCAGCUGCUGAGCUUAAGUUUUUAGGUUUGAAACUGGUGAAAACUCUUUACAGUGCAGUUGUAUUUGUAUUAACUAAUGUUAAUAAAGAUGAAUAAAUAGAGCAGCAAAGUCUUGUUUAUUGUUAGUUCAUGUUAGCUACGGUAUUAAUUAAUCUGAACUAAUUCAACCUUAUUGAAAAGUGUUAGCAACAUUUUACUGAAAACCAUAGACAUAAAAAAUGUUAAUUUAGUGCAAAUUGAACUUCACACUUGGUGCGAAAACAAAAAAGGUUUAUCAAAAAACAUUUAUUACUCGACCUUUUUGCAGAUAUAUGUAGCCAGUGCUAGAAUAUCGCCUUGCCACAAACAUCAAUAAUCGACAACAAUAAUAUAAACUAGAUCUUUUUUUGUACAAGAAUCAACAAUUGUAUUAUCAAAUUGCUAUUCAGUGUCAUUUUUGGCCUUGUUUACAUACAUUUUUGAGGUUUAUAUUGUUUUGUAUUAUGAAAACGAGAUUCAAAUGCUUGUUAAUGUAUUUAAUGCUGCUUCUUAUAUAAUGACAGUGCAAUGUGUUGAGCAUUUAUUAUUUGUGGUGAAAUAUUUGGCAAUUUCAUUAUAUGAUUUUAUAGAUCUAAUGAUAUCAUGGCAGAAAUCAAAACUGUAUUCCUUUCCUUGUAUUUAAACAAUGUGUCAGCUACUGAAGAGUGAGUGGGAAGGUGAAAAGGCGUAAGAACAGUGCAAGAAAAUGUGGUGUAGAGAGAAAAAACAGCAAUAUAGGUCACUUGAAACAUGUGAUUUGUAUUCAGAUUGACACAUCCUGUUACCAGGACAGAGAACAACACCACAAGUUGCCAUUAGUAUUGACAGCCAUGUAAUUCAUUUGAACUUACUUUCCUGAAAAGUGACAAGUCAAAUUGGAGUUCCUGCAGCAGAUUUGAGAAUUUACAGAUAGACACAGGUCAAAAAUGCUGGUGCCUUUAGCUGUUUGCUUUAGGGCAGAGAACAGUGUGCCUGAAAUCUUACAUGAUAAAAGACAGGAUCAAGUUCAGUAUUGACAUAUAUGUCACAAUCUCAUUGACAUGCCUUGGGUUACUCAUUUCAGUAUUUGUAUUUCUGUUGCCUUACUUGCGAAAUGUCCUUAUGCAAACAGUAAACAAUGCCUUUGUAUCCUUGCUGGACUUUAUGAUUUGCCCUUUGCUUGUAAAUACUGCAAUGUGAAUAAA
Molecule: messenger RNA, 5153 nt
Organism: Labeo rohita (rohu)
Lineage: Eukaryota; Metazoa; Chordata; Actinopteri; Cypriniformes; Cyprinidae
Product: protocadherin beta-6
Exons: 2
Coding region: 264-2699 (811 amino acids)
Biological process (GO): homophilic cell-cell adhesion
Cellular component (GO): plasma membrane
Molecular function (GO): calcium ion binding
Source: RefSeq, a predicted model, not a curated record